Molecule: messenger RNA, 2500 nt
Organism: Schistosoma bovis
Lineage: Eukaryota; Metazoa; Platyhelminthes; Trematoda; Strigeidida; Schistosomatidae
Source: the annotation of a GenBank genome assembly
GGGAACUUCAAUUCUCAAACUAUCUAUCAGUAUGUCUACAAAAUAAGUUGAAACGAUUGAUGAAAAAUAACGGCUUAAUGUAUGUUUUGUUUUUUCAGUGAUAUGACCUUCAAUGCAAUCAAACGGUACGGCGUCAAGAUGUACUUUGGAGUUGUUAUCACUUUUUCGUUUGUGCUCGUUGAGAUAUAUGGGGGACGCCCAUCUAUAGCCCUUAUUUCAGCAACAAAGGACAAACCAAAUCUUCUUUUUCAUUAUGUGAUCUUAGAAAAUGAAACUUUUAAAAACCCAAAUAUGGUGGCGAUAGCUGCUUUUGAAGAAAAAAUAAACACUACUGGUUGGUCAUCACUCACGGUGGCAACAUCGUCUAGCUUUCCUGACUAUCUACAAGCUUACUGGGCUGGGUUUUUGGAAACUAAUCUCACACUCAGUUUGACUGUCUCCCAUUGGAUAAACACUGUCAAAGAUAUGUGCCCGAUUCCACUUUCUAAAGACUGUAAAAUUUUACAUCAGUACCUAUCAGAAAAUAUGGCUUAUAUGUUAAAUGAGGCAUAUAAACAUGGUGACCAUAGUCCUUUUUGGUAUCAAGUUGCUUUACAGUUAUGGCAGCUUAAGGGAAUGUCUGAUGCCUUUAAUAGAAAAUUCAUCGACAGAGCGGACUUGUUAAACCGUAAUCAUUUGAAUACAUUGAUUAACGAAGUAAUGGGGAUUUAUUUACUACAGCUCAACGGGGAUCUUGAUGACUUAGUUAGUGCCUUAUCGGUUCUUACAUUAAAGAAAGGCAAAAACAAAAUGGGACAUCCAUUUAUCGCUAGUCCAUCGUGUUCAGCACUGAUUAAAAUAGUUGAUAAUAAUGUCUAUUUAUCGCAUGUCACAUGGUCAACAUACAGUAUUAUGCUGCGUGUAUUGAAACAUUACAACUUUCCAUGGAAAACUGUCAAUCGUACAGAUUCUCAGAAAAUUCCUGGUUUUGCAAUAACAUUUUCUUCAUAUCCAACAUUUACCAGUUCAGUUGAUGAUUUCUACUUGACAAGUGCAAAUCUCACUAUUACCGAAACUACCAAUAAUGUAUAUAAUCAUUCAUUAUGGAAUAUUGUUCGAAAUGGUAGUAGAAAUUCUGUAUUCACAUUUAUACGUGGUAUGGUUGCCAGUCGCUUGGCCAAAACAGGGGACGAAUGGAUUGCAUAUUUCAAGUACAACAACAGUGGAACGUAUAAUAAUCAGUGGAUGAUAUUUGACGCUAAACAAUGGCCAAGAAAUAAAAGAUCACUUAUGAUAGCUGAACAACUACCAGGAAUAGUGUCUAGUCUUGAUGUAACAAAUAUACUGAAAAUUCAAGGUUAUUGGGCCAGUUAUAAUCUACCGUUUAUUGAUGAUAUCUACAUACUUAGUGGAACAAAGAAUAUGGCCAAAAUGUAUGGAGACUGGUAUGUACAUAAUAUGACAUCGAGGGCCAAAAUUUUCCGACGUGAUCAUCACAAAGUUGUUGAUUUUCCAAGUAUGAUGUCGCUUAUGAGAUAUAAUGACUUCAUAAAUGAUCCAUUAUCUGCCUGUCCGUGUAAACCUCCGUACACAAGUAACAAAGCUAUAUCAGCACGAGAUGAGCUGAAUGAUCCGAAAGGACAGUAUCCAAUUCGUUCGUGGUCCUACCGCCUACAUGGAGGAACAGACGCUAAAGUUGUUGACUUAUUGAUGAUGAAUCAACUCAACAUGAUUGCAAUCAGUGGACCGACCUACGACAACUUGCCUCCAUUUCGCUGGUCACUAAUUAAAGAUGUGAAGAAACCUUUGAUGCACCCAGAUAAGUGGCAGUUCCCACCUGUGAUCACCAAAUUUAUCGAUUACCUAUCUACAAAUGGCAAUAUUUCUGCUGGAUUCCUUUCCGUAGAAUCAUUGUUUUAGUCCCCUUUAAUAAAGUAGAUUUCAUUAACCAUAUGGAUAUAACUUACUGUAGAUUGCUCUAUAAUCUGAAGUUUUGUUAGACAUUAUUGCUCUAAUCUGGUAUUGUUUGCAAAGAUCUUUCGAACUGCUUAUUUCGUUUGUUACACAAAUUUUGGUAGUACAGGCCACCAAAAGCAGUACUUGCCAGACAAAUGAAGUGAUAAUAUUGUGAAAGAAUCGAUGGAAAAAUAGUUCAAUCAAUAAAUGAAUAAUGAUAGUAUUUGAUAACUGAGACAGGCUAGUUGGAACACGGUUAAAAGGGGCUCCUUUAAGUUAGAGAAGCUUAUCUCAGUCUUAUACAUACUGUGAUAGAAAAAAUCUAUAGCUGAUUCACCACCGACCUCCAUUCUGAGUCAAAAUAUCGAGUCAUAGUUGCAUCAUCUCUAAGACUCCCACCGAGAAGUCAUGGUAGACCAAUAAAAGCCAAUCUUCAGUACCAUUGUGUCAUGUUGUUAGCUCAAGGCUGAAGAGAAAUAGUCAGAUUGAUCAACCCUACCCAACACUACUAUUGAAUUGAACAGUGCCUGUAUACCAUCACUUUCAGAUGUUGUUUUGCAGCAAC